UGUUGUUUGCCCUACUGGACAUAAUAAGAUACGUUCCGGAAUCCCGGCGCGUCUUAACUCCUUAUUUGAGUGCUUUCUCAUCGUAGGCGGUGGCCGUGGGAGUCGUGGGACUUGUAGAAUAUUACUCCUACUCCGUAUUGAGUAUGGACUAACCAAAACCCGACUCUACUUCUUCUGGAACUUUCUCUGUAAUAUUAAUAAGCAUUCUUCUUCUGCAUGUAUUUAGUAAUCUGCAAAACUCGAUCAUACGAAGCAGUUAUUUUCUGGGAAAUUCAACUCCUUCUGUGAUAAUUUUAGUUGCUUUCCUCAAUGUCUCAGAAACCUAUGAAUGUUUGCCAGACUUGUGGUAGCAAAGGAUUCUCGAAUCUUCUAAUUCAUUGUGUUCAAUGCCAGAUUAUUGCAGCUCAUCGGUAUUGUUUAGACGGUCCUCCCAUUAUGGACGAUGAUGAGAUUAAUUGGUCCUGUGAAGACUGUGCUCCCAGAAUGGACGAACCUGCUCCAGCAUUUAGGAAGAGUCAACGUAACUAUUCAAGAGUAGAUCGAGAGGCGUUACGAAGAAAAUCUCGAAAAAAUCGGAGAUACAAUUUGAGUAUGUCAAAAGUCGAACAAUCAAAUUGUGUGGGGAAAGGAGCUAAUAAGACAGCAAACGACGCAUCUACCUUGGAUGAAAAGAAAAAGGUAUUUGUUGAAAGUAAACAAGGAAAGUUGAAAAAAGAUAGAAGUGCUUCUAAGAUGGGAGGUUCUGAACCAGCUCCUCUGUUAAGGCAGAACAAAAAGGUUUUGAACUCUGAUGAUGAUGUGAAGAAGGAUAGUUCAGGACAAAAGAUCAAGGACUUAUACUCCAUGUGUGUUGAUGGUGAAGAUCUACAGAAAGAUCUUAAAAAGAAUUCUGGUCCACCGCUAUCUAAGGAAUCGAAUCACAGUUUGGAAAGAACUUGUAAAGUUGAUGAGAUAAGUUUAGAUUCUGUCGCAGAAAACUGCCAUAAACGUGUGCAGUCUUCCUCUGGAACUCAUUCAAGUAUCCUAGAGGAUCAGCAAAGAAUUGGGAAUUCUCAAGCCACCAACCAGCCAGAUGGUGCAGAAGAGAAAACUUCUGACAAUAUUGAGGAAACAAAAGCUUCGUCUGUUUCUCAUCAAAGGGGUGAUAAGAAAUCAGGUUACAAUAUCUGUGAAUAUCAAACCCGUAAGAAGAAGAGGAAGUUUGUUAUUGCUAUGGAAUAUUCUGAUUCCGAUGAAGAACCAGUUGUUAGGACUAAGCAUCCCCAGAUUAUACCUGAUGUUGGAGAUGUUUUCAUCCAUAUGCGCGAUGAGCCUCAUGUGAUGACAACAGGUGAUCAUGACCUUGUCCAACGGCGUUUCAUGAAGUCAGAUGAUCACUCUCCUAUUCAAUCAUACGCUAAUCACACCAUAGGUUUUGACAAUCGUGUCAUCUCUCCACAUCCAUACUUAAUGUCUGAUAAACAGGUCCCUGUCCAGCCAAUAAUGAAUGCAGUAUGGAGGGGAUGUUGUACCAUCAGUGAUGAUGAUUGUUCUCUGUCUUUUAAACUCGAGGCUCAUUUGUCAAACAAAGCUCAUGAAAAAGUUUCCGGUGCUGCAAGCGCAUUGCCAAACUCUCUUUGCUUUGAAAUUUGGCAAAAGGAUGAUGCAUGGCCUAAUAGUUUUGAGAAGUCACCUCCCACGAGUGAAACAAUUGGUCUUUAUUUCUUUCCAGUGGAUGAAAGAGAUGAGAAGAGGUAUGAGAUUCUGCUUGACGAGAUGAUUGAGGAUGAAAUCGUGCUGAAAUCUCGCAUCAACAAUUUGGAGCUUUUGGUUUUUUGUUCACUGGAACUACCUCGAGAAGAUAGGAGAUUUCGAGGCAAGUAUUUUCUGUGGGGUGUCUUUAAGCAAAAGCAAGAAAUGCCCUUGACAAGCAGGCCGCCUAUUAUGUACCACAACAAGGAUUUGGGCAUUGCUGGAGAAGGAGGAGCUCAACGUCUCCUCCAACUGUAGAUAAAUGCUCCGGCCAUUAACUCUAAAACAUUCUCAUUAUAAUCACAAAGUCGGGAAAGCACAUUGUUGAAUUGAAACUAUAAUCUAAUUCAGCAUCUAAUACAGACGAGCAAGGUUGCCGUAACCACCUGUGACAUUGAUCAUCUGUUAGGGAGAAAUGAUCAUUGAACUUCUGAAAGCCUCAAGGUGACGUACGUGAUAUCAGAGAUGCUAACUUUGAAAAUGUUUCCAACUUAUUCAGAAGAAUAUCUGAAAUCAGACAGGGGAAGCCGCAAGCCUAAGAAAAAGUGUAAAGACUAAAGAGUGUCCUAUUAGGCAGCUAAGUCAUACACAGUUCAUAGUUUGUACAGGUGUGUAAAGAAUUUCAGCUAAUAAUUUCGGUUUCUUCACCAGAAUUUCUGGUGUUCUUGAGGUUCAACCUCUUUCUA
Molecule: messenger RNA, 2417 nt
Organism: Spinacia oleracea (spinach)
Lineage: Eukaryota; Viridiplantae; Streptophyta; Magnoliopsida; Caryophyllales; Amaranthaceae
Exons: 6
Coding region: 310-1989 (559 amino acids)
Biological process (GO): negative regulation of transcription elongation by RNA polymerase II
Molecular function (GO): histone reader activity
Source: RefSeq, a predicted model, not a curated record